Oppiella nova is the source of this 558-nucleotide messenger RNA. The record is from the annotation of a GenBank genome assembly. Lineage: Eukaryota; Metazoa; Arthropoda; Arachnida; Sarcoptiformes; Oppiidae.
UAUUCACUGUCUAUAACCAAAUAAAUCAUUUAAUUAUUACUUUGUUAUGAGAAUUUAGUUUUUAAUGAGAAUUUAAUAGUAAUUUAGCGAAUAUUCUGAGGAUAUUAUAAAUAAUAUACAAAAUGAGUGAAGAAAGAGAUAAUAAAAACGAUUGUGAGAACAGAUUAAUGGAUGAUUCGCACAAAGAGAGCGCUAAGAACUACGGAACCGAUGGCACAAAUGUGGGAUCAGAUGUGGCAUCAGAUGUGGAGACAAAAGCUCACGAGGAAGUGUCCCAAACAAAUGAUGGACACAAAAGGGACAGUAUGUUCUACCGGAUCAGACAUAUGAACGCCACAGAACCGCACAUUAACUUCAUCGACAGAGUUGUGUCCAUUAUUUUUGACACCUCGGAGGUAUUAUCGCUUUAUUCGUAGCAAAUGUUCUGCAAAUUAUUUGUAUCAUAAUUGGAUCAGUUUACAUAAACGACUGUCCACUGUCACCCGCCAUUCCCGCCGUACUUAUAGUGAAUGGAGCCAUAAAUGUAUUGAUUUGUAUUAUAGAGAGUAUUAAACGCCG